Messenger RNA from Sorex fumeus (smoky shrew), 2345 nucleotides. RefSeq names its product FAST kinase domains 3 (gene FASTKD3). Gene Ontology annotation, cellular component: mitochondrial matrix; ribonucleoprotein granule. NCBI's taxonomy places the organism in Eukaryota, Metazoa, Chordata, Mammalia, Eulipotyphla, Soricidae. The transcript is spliced from 7 exons. Bases 139 to 2112 code for a protein of 657 amino acids. Gene Ontology annotation, biological process: mitochondrial RNA processing; regulation of mitochondrial mRNA stability. The record is from RefSeq and is a predicted model, not a curated record. Gene Ontology annotation, molecular function: RNA binding.
CCGCGCAGGCGCACGGCUGCUCCAGCCACUGGCGCGCGCACCUACGGAAGCCCACGAGGCCCUGAAGCCCUCCCGGCCGUGCCGCUCGCCCGCCUUCCCGGCUCGCCAUCCAGCCGGAGGAGCUGAGAACCCGAUGGCAUGGCCUUGAUCACCUUGCGGAGGACCCUGGCACAGCAGCCCGGCUUGGGGUUACGCGUCGCCGCGUGGGCGCUGACGGACCCGCCUGUGAGUGGCCUGCACCGGGUAGCUGCUAUCCCACCAAGCCGGCCCGAGUCCUUCAGGGUCAGGUUCCACCACGCCUGCUGUCAAAAGUUCCACUCGGAAAACGGACACGACCCAGGCGGAUCCUCGCCCUCUGCGGUCCAGGACCCGGACACAAUGCCGCAGGAUGUGCACAGCAUGGACACGCAACUGUUCCAUCAGAGGCUGGACAGCUGCUCAACUUCCGGAGAAGUCCUGAGGUUCCUCGGGCCGCUACCCACGCUGCCUGACACCCUGGCUGCCAGCGCACUGCAGCGUAUCUGUGAGCUGGAACGGGAAGCCGGGGAAAGGACGGAUGGAGUGCUGCCCGGCCAGGUCCUGGAGAGCCAUGUCUUCCACACCCUGUGCGAGUCCUUCCAACGGGCACCGGCCAGCCUGUCCGACCAUGGGCUGCUGACCGCUCUGCAAGCCCUGGCUUUGCUGUGUGAGGGGCCCCAGAGUGCUAAGAGUGGCCUGUUACUGGACCUGCUGGCCGAGGCCCAGCGUCGGCUCCAGGGGGGAACCCUAGGCGUGCGCAGCCUCUGCGUCCUUGGGGAGAACCUCGUGAAAUUGAGCGGCCCGGGGUGUGCCACCCUCGAACUGAUCAUCCACCAACUGCAAGCUGAGAAGCUGGAGGAGUUCACCCCAGAGGAUGUGGUGGCCCUUUACUGCAUCCUGCAGGGCUGUUCCGAGAAGCUGGACCAGCACCAGCCCUUCCUCAAUCGGGUCAACAGUUUCGCUCUCUCCAUCGUUUGCCAGCUGAGCCCCACGCAGAUCAGCCAAAUGCUCACUGCCCUGGUGGUGCUCGACCAAACGCAGGCGCUUCCACUGGUGAUCAAACUGGGCAAGGGUGUGGUGAGGCACAUCCCUCGUUUCACUGAUGCGGAGCUGGGCAGAGUCCUGGAGGCCUUCAUCCACUUUGGACACAGUGACAGGUUCUUCACAGAAGGCCUGGAGCGGCAUGUCGCUUCCCGGUCUCUGUCUCUGGACCCCGAGGUCCUGGGCAAGAUCCUGGGCUACUGCAGCCAAAAACGGAUUCUGUCCACACCCAUCCUGGACGCAGCUGCGGAUACGCUCCUCUGCCAGGCGGAGAAGCUGUCACCAGCCCAGGUGUGUGACUUUAUCGAGCCGUUAGGGAAACUCAACUACGUGCCCCCCAAUGCCUCUGCCUUGUUUAGGAAGCUGGAGAACAGGCUCUUGUCCCAGUUCAAGUCGUUCCCCCCGAAAACUCUGUUGAAGCUUCUCCACUCGUGUUCACUGCUCGAAUUUCAUCCCGUCAACUUCAUGGCAAAGAUCUUCAGCCCUUAUUUUCUCCAGCAGCUGCAGGGCGGAGACCCCCAUCUGGACCGGCUGGCUCUGGCGCGGCUGACACAGCUCUUCCUCACUUCCCUCUUGGAAUGUCCUUUCUACAAGGGCCCCAGACUCCUUCCCAAGUUCCGGGUCAAGUCCCUGCUGACUCCCUGCUGCUCGCUGGAGAGCCCCGUGGAGUUCCCGCUCUACAAGUCCGUGAUGCUGGGCCUCAUCGAGCUCCUGGGAGCAAGGUGGUAUUUCGCUUCCAAAGUGUUAAGCCCCUAUUGUUACACGCUAGACGUUGAGAUCAAGUUAGACGAGGAGGGAUUCGUAUUGCCGUUCACAGUAAACGAAGACAUCCACAAAAGGAUUGCGCUCUGCAUUGAUGGUCCUAAGAGGUUCUGUGUGAAUAGCCGCCACCUGCUGGGCGCCGAGGCCACCAAGCAGCGACACCUCCGCCUGCUGGGCUACCAGGUGGUCCAGAUCCCCUUCUACGAGAUCGAGAUGCUAAAGUCCAGGUUUGAAUUAGUGGACUAUUUACAGAGAAAACUGUUUCCACAAAGGACAGGCGUGCACUGGUGACCUGAAGGAACACAGUCCCGUGUCCUCAGCGAACACAGCAGGCGGGAGAGGUUUGGAUCCGCCCUGCCCACCGUGAUUACCAAAGACAGAGGGGCCUGGGGCUCUCCGUACAUCAGGGAUAUGCUGAACAUAAUUUCAAAUUAAUGAUUAUAGUUUGUGUUUAAUUAUCAGCCCCACAGAUGCUUUUCUACAUCAAACCGAAUUGAUCCAGUCCAAUAAAGGAACAUAAGGAA